Molecule: messenger RNA, 1488 nt
Organism: Gordionus sp. m RMFG-2023
Lineage: Eukaryota; Metazoa; Nematomorpha; Gordioida; Chordodea; Parachordodidae
Product: probable serine/threonine-protein kinase clkA
Exons: 3
Coding region: 1-1488 (495 amino acids)
Source: RefSeq, a predicted model, not a curated record
AUGAAACAGACCUCAAAUAAUAACGUUAAUAUUAAUAUUGAAUUUCCAACAUACACAGGUAAUGGCGAUGUUUUUCUAAGUCGUUUCGAAGACAUAUUCAACGAUGCUCAGAUCUCUGAUAUCGAAAAAGCAGGAUCCUUCACAAGAAGACUACCAGACGAAGAAUACAUCAAGCUCAAAUCGAUAUGUUCACCUACCGAUUUCAUCAAUCCAUCGAUAUUGAUUGAAAAAUUUAGGUUAUUACACCCGAGGAAAUCUACAAGUUCGAAAUUGUUAUUAUUCAAUGCAGCUGUACAAGGUAAAAAUGAAAGUUACAUCAAUUGGACUGAAGAAGAAACAAGCGUAAAACAUUUGGAAAGACAAAGAGGCAUAAAAGUUGAAGAAAACAAACAGGUGGUCAGAUACGACGAUAGACAUAAUCCACGAUCGAAUAACGAUAACAGACAACGAUGGACAGCAAGAGGCCAUGACUUUCAAAGAAAUACUUAUCAAGGAAAUAGUUAUAACCCCAGUUACCAGGGAAAUAAUUACAACCCUAGACAUCAGAACUAUAAUGCGGGUAACUACAAUAACGUUAGGGCAAAUUACCCAGGAUUAUACAAUAAUUUUUCAAGAUUUGAAAAUAGAACCAGUUAUAAUAACGAUAAUAACCAAAGAUUUUAUUAUGAUUACAAUCACGGAUUCAACAGACGCUAUGAUACUUCAAGAUGCACGCAAAGGCAUAGUAAUAAUUAUAAUGGAAAUCGAGGAGGAAGUUACGCAUGUAAUUGUAGACAUCAUGUCGACCAUAAUAAUCAAACACGAUACACUAAUAAAAUAAAUACCAUAAACAUAGAAGAAAUAAAAGAGGAUGAUAAUAAUAAAAUAGAAAAAAAAGAAUAUAAUUUGUAUAACUUGGACAUAAAUAAUAUGGAUGCUGAUAAAGACAACACAGAUAAUAACGCGUAUAAAGUAACUUUAAAAUUGAAUAACCUGUCAACGAUCAUGCUGGUCGAUACUGGCUCUAGAUUCUCAAUAAUACCUAGUUCGAUAGCUAAGAGCGCAGGCAUCACUGAAUUAAAGAAAUCUAAUUUAAAAUUAACAGGCUAUGACGGCUAUCAAAUCAAAAUAUUAGGAACGGCGCAAAUUAGCGUAAAUUAUGAAGGAGUAACUAAAAAUUUACAAGCGAUCGUUGUUAAUAGCAAUAAGAGUCCAUUACUUGGCAGAACUUGGCUAAGUGCCUUCAAAAAUAUUUUAAAAAAUUUUUUGGGAAAUAUAGGUGAUGAUUAUUGUAAUGAUAAACUUACUAAACUCAUACUUAAUUACAAACUUAAAAUGGCCGAUAAACCCAUCUGCAAAACCAAUAUCAAGCUUCGCUUAAAGCAAAAUGCUGUACCAAAAAUAAUACCAAAUGUUAAAAAAAUAAAUUCUUAUAGAUUAGAAGAAAUAAAUCAUUUGAUAACAAUUGAAGAAAUUAUAAUCAACGAAGAGGUUAACGAGCAAGAAUGA